Molecule: messenger RNA, 423 nt
Organism: Arctia plantaginis
Lineage: Eukaryota; Metazoa; Arthropoda; Insecta; Lepidoptera; Erebidae
Source: the annotation of a GenBank genome assembly
AUGUCUAAAAGAGGACGUGGUGGUUCAGCCGGAGCGAAGUUUCGCAUUUCCCUGGGUCUCCCAGUAGGAGCAGUUAUUAACUGUGCAGACAACACAGGAGCCAAAAACCUGUAUGUCAUUGCAGUCCAAGGUAUCAAGGGUCGCCUGAACAGGCUUCCCGCUGCUGGAUCUGGUGACAUGAUUGUAGCUACUGUCAAGAAGGGAAAACCUGAACUAAGGAAAAAGGUAAUGCCGGCAGUUGUGAUCAGACAACGGAAACCAUUCAGAAGGCGGGACGGGGUGUUUAUAUACUUUGAGGAUAACGCAGGCGUGAUAGUGAACAACAAGGGUGAGAUGAAGGGAUCAGCUAUCACAGGACCUGUUGCCAAGGAGUGCGCGGAUCUCUGGCCCCGUAUCGCGUCUAAUGCUAGCUCUAUUGCCUGA